Molecule: messenger RNA, 4056 nt
Organism: Aptenodytes forsteri (emperor penguin)
Lineage: Eukaryota; Metazoa; Chordata; Aves; Sphenisciformes; Spheniscidae
Gene: TBC1D5
Product: TBC1 domain family member 5
Exons: 23
Coding region: 260-2740 (826 amino acids)
Biological process (GO): activation of GTPase activity
Molecular function (GO): GTPase activator activity
Source: RefSeq, a predicted model, not a curated record
CUGCAGCAAAACUUCUGAAGGUUUGCAGAAGACGGUAAGAGAACCACCGAGAAGGCUAUUGUAGUAUUGUCAAUUCCAGAAGUCUGGUACCGGGACUGCUACUCCAGCUUUCUCAUUGCUGCUGGUGGCUGGUCCUUAUCGCAACGCUACUUGACUGUUGAAUGUGCGGAGAAUAUUAUUCUAAGGACAGCAGUCUCCUCUGUGUUUGAGCGCCUGCUGCUAUAUAAAUACGCCUCAGUUGGAAUUUACUAUUGCCAAUAUGUAUCAUUCUGUGUCUGAAACCAGUCACCCUUUGCAAACAGAGGAACAAGAAAUAGGCAUUGAUCCCUUGCAGAGUUAUUUGAACAAGCCAGGGGAAGGAGGAUCAAAUGAAAAUGGAAGCACACACCACACCUCAGAUUCAGAUGGAACAUUUAUUUCUUACAGUAAAGAAUGGGAAGAACUAUUUGUAAACAACAAUUACUUGGCAACUAUACGGCUGAAGGGGAUUAAUGGGCAGCUGAGAAGCAGCAGGUUCCGUAGUGUUUGCUGGAAGUUAUUUCUGGAGGUUCUACCCCAAGACAGAAGUCAGUGGAUUAAAACCACUUCAGACUUAAGAACUUCUUACAAUAAGAUCAAAGAAAUUCACAUUACAAACCCUCGGAAAGCAGGACAGCAAGAUCUGAUAAUCAACAACCCUCUCUCUCAGGACGAGGGGAGUCUUUGGAAUAAAUUUUUCCAGGAUAAAGAGCUUCGAGCAAUGAUUGAACAAGAUGUGACAAGAACCUUUCCUGAAAUGCAGUAUUUCCAGCAAGAGAACGUGAGAAAAAUUCUUACAGAUGUUCUGUUCUGCUAUGCCAGAGAAAAUGAGCAGUUGCUUUAUAAACAGGGUAUGCAUGAACUUUUAGCUCCCAUUGUCUUUAUCCUGCAUUGUGACCACCAAGCUUUUUCACAUGCCAGUGAAGCUGCACAACCAAGCGAGGAAAUGAAAGUUCUUUUGAAUCCUGAAUAUCUGGAACAUGAUGCCUAUGCAAUGUUCACACGUCUUAUGAAAACUGCAGAACAUUGGUUUUCAACUUUUGAACAUGACAGUCAGAAGGAGAAGGAUAUGAUGAUUACACCUAUGCCAUUUGCAAGGCCACAGGACUUAGGCCCAUCUAUUGCUAUUGUAGCGAAGGUAAACCAAAUUCAGGAUCAUCUGCUGAAGAAACAUGAUAUUGAGCUGUACAUGCAUCUGAACCGUCUGGAAAUUGCUCCACAGAUUUAUGGACUGCGAUGGGUAAGGCUCCUGUUUGGACGUGAAUUCCCACUUCAGGACCUUCUGGUUGUCUGGGAUGCUCUAUUUGCUGACAGUAUCACCCUGAAUUUAGUUGACUACAUUUUUGUAGCCAUGUUGUUAUAUAUUCGAGAUGCCUUGAUUUCAAGUAAUUAUCAGACCUGUUUGGGACUUCUGAUGCAUUAUCCACCUAUUGGAGAUGUUCACUCCCUUAUCCUAAGAGCACUUUUUCUUCGAGAUCCAAAGAGAAAUCCAAGACCAGUGACUCACCAAUUCCAACAAAAUCUAGAUUAUUACAAAGCACGUGGAGCAGACUUGAUGAACAAAACCCGCGCCAGUGCUAAGGCUGCCCCACUGAACAUUAACAAAGUCUCCAACAGCUUACUGAAUUUUGGCCGAAAGCUCAUCGCUCCGGCUAUGGCUUCAGGAGGGGCUGGGGGUGCUCCUGCCGGCGGGAGCAGCUUUCCUCCCCCUGCAGUGCCCAUCAGAAGCGCAGUGGAAACCCCCCAGCAGCAGCACCACCACCACCAGCACCACCACCACCACCAGGCACAGCAGCAGAGGAUGAUGAAGUCCGAAAGCAUGCCAGUUCAGCUGGGCAAAGGCGAGGCAGGCGCAGGCAGCGAUGCUGCGCUGCCGGGCCCCGGGCAGCAUCCCCCUGCCCUCCCAGGCCAAAGUUCAAAAAACAUCAGUUCAUCUCCAAGCAUAGAGAGCUUGUCUGGAGGACGUGAAUUUACAGGAUCUCCACCAUUGUCUGCAUCAAAAAAGGAUUCCUUUUUCAGUACAAUCUCCCGCUCCCGUUCCCAAAGCAAAACUAUGAGCAGAAAAGAAUCGGAGGAGGAAUUGGAGGCCCAGAUUUCAUUCCUACAAGGACAACUAAAUGACUUGGAAGCCAUGUGCAAAUAUUGUGCGAAGAUGAUGAACACACAUCUUGGAAAUAUUCAGGAAGUCAUAUUACAAGAACACUUGGAAAAAGAAGAUGAAAUUCUGGUUUCCUUGGCUGGUUUGAAGCAGAUCAAGGACAUCUUGAAAGGUUCCCUGCGUUUCAACCAGAGCCAGCUGGAAGCUGAAGAAAAUGAGCAAAUCACGAUAGCCGAUGAUCAUUACUGUUCCAACAGUCAGAACAAGGGGACAGGUGAUGUCCUAAAGGGACCUGUUAUGACAAAACAACAGUUCAUCUCAGGACGACAGACUAUGACUGAUUCGAGCACUAGUGAGAGCAAGAGUGCUGAUGACUAUAUUAUGGUUUCCAAAGAAGAGGAAGGAAGUAGAAGUGCUGUCCCGGAGCCAGCGCAGUCCCAUCAGGCACACAAGGAGGCAGCAGUGAAGCCAGAAGCUCCUCCUCGUUCUUCUUUGAUAUUCUCUGACCCACUGAUGGGCUCCAUUUCAGCCUCCUCCAGCAACCUGAGCUCCAGCCCUGAUGACGACAGUAGUAAUAACAGCAAAGAUUCUGACUUUGCUAUUGUCAGCCCACUGGACAUCUAAAGAAACAGGUUGGGAGAGUUUGAGAGGUCGGUCGUUACACCUCAGCUCAAAUUCUUACGAUUCCACAGGCUGGAUAGUUCUUUGGAUUAGAAGUACAGAAAAUAGAUAAAGGUAACCCAUUUCAGCUGCCAAAAGCCUAAAUUAAAAAAAAAAAAACCCAACCCAAAAACCAAAACCCACAAAUUUGCAACUUUUCCAAAAGAAUAGACGCCUUUUAAUAACUGCCUUAAAUAAAGACCCAGUAAAACCCGGUUCUAAUAUACAGUUAUUCUUUGUUAUAGAGUUAUCUUACUUAGGAGCUUUGUUACUAUAGAACUGUUGCUUUCCCAAAACAUAGAAUAGUAUGUGCUAGGUACCAUAAUGUAUUAGGAAAUGUGUAGAAACUUGGCAUCAGACCUGAAGCAGCAAAGACAAGCUAGAUUUAAUAUCGUCCUUUUGCAAAAUAUGCUCAACUGGGUUUUCUGAGUAGGAAAGGGUACUGUUUCUUCAGAGACUGUGACUAGAGAAGUAGGGGAUGUAUUUCAGAAAGAUUAAAAGCAUCAUCCUGGCAGUAAGCUUGUUCUCAGUUGAGGAAUCCUGGUUUCUUCAUUUUCAUCCGGCAGUAGCCUGAGGUGUGUUCAAGGCAGAGGUUUGUGUAGUUGUUCCUCAGCGCUGUCUUACAGGAGAAUGUGUGACAAAUUCCUUGAGAACGGGGACCUAUACAACAGAGCCAUAUUUCCCUUUGCCUACUUUUUUUCCCCUUGAGAGUUCCCAGUUCACCUCUUUCCCUCUUUGUAUCUGUCUACUUUUACUCCCCCUGGCAUUUUUAUUUUAUGAGAUGACCACAGUUAAAACAGUACGUGCAAGGGAAAUUACAGUAUUUCAUAGUGUAGACCUGAACCAGUUGAACUAAAACUAGCUUGAGUAUGAUAACUUACCAGGGAAGGGUGCAAAGUGAAAUGAAAUGUUCAUAAUUAAAAGCACUUUAUGUCUCAUUACUAUUAUCUUCUAUAGACUCUGUUUACAUAUAUUCCUAUAUGAUUUCCACGUUUCUAGUCAAGAAAAACAUAAUGGUGCGGCAGUGUUAACCAACAGAAAGUUUCUAAUUAACUCUAGAACGUGUUCUUCUAUGGAAAAGUGUAUUUCUUUCCCAUCAAGUACAUAGUACAUCUAAUAACAGUUUUUUCAAGUAGAUACGGCGGGGGGGGGGAGGCUGCUUGCUGAUCCCUUUAAACUCUGUUGGAAUCCACAAAAAGAAACUGGUGGUGAGUGGACACCUGCUCUUGUAGGACCUACACAGAACUAGCUUGAGGAAGGAAUGCUAGAAAGUCACUCUA